Molecule: messenger RNA, 2103 nt
Organism: Zasmidium cellare ATCC 36951
Lineage: Eukaryota; Fungi; Ascomycota; Dothideomycetes; Mycosphaerellales; Mycosphaerellaceae
Exons: 3
Coding region: 1-2103 (700 amino acids)
Biological process (GO): proteolysis; peptide metabolic process
Cellular component (GO): mitochondrial intermembrane space
Molecular function (GO): metalloendopeptidase activity
Source: RefSeq, a predicted model, not a curated record
AUGCAGUUCCCAUUGCCCCCGCCAGUCUUCACCGGCACCCCGGAAUCCAUCCUCCAAGAGUCCCAACAUCUUAUCGACCAAGCAAGAUCCGUGCAAGACUCCAUCGCCACGACCAUCACACCGGACACUGCGGCAUUCGCGAACACUCUCCUGCCGAUCGCUCACGAACAGAAUGAGCGCCUGUACGGACGGCACAUGCUGGAAUUCUAUCAGAAUGUCUCGACAGACGACAAGGUCCGCGAAGCAUCGAGAAAGGCAGAGAAGCAGUUCUCUGAACUCGAGACCGAGCUUGGAAUGCGAGAGGAUGUUUCUCGUUUGGUGAAAGCUGUCUAUGACAGGAACGAGGAUCUGGAUGAGGAAUGUCGCCGUUUGUUGGAGCGGCAGAUGCUGGAGUAUAAACGCAAUGGACUGCAUCUGGGAGAGGAAGAUCGGAAGCGGCUUCAGCAGAUCAGUAAGGAAUUGGGAGAUGUCAAAGCUCAGUUUGAGAAGAAUUUGAGUGAGGAGAAGGGUAGUGUUGAUUUCACGAAAGAGGAACUUGAUGGCCUUCCUGAUGAUGUGUUCGCUGGACUGGAAAGUGAUGGUGAAGGUCAAUACCACCUUAGCUUUCGGCCUGCGCAUACCAGUGCCGUGCUGGGGCAUGUAAAGAUCGCAGGGACAAGAAGGAAGGUCUACAUCGGCAACGUCACCAAAUGCAACGAAAACGUACCUCUACUGGAGAAAGCUUUCAUCCUCCGCGACGAAGCUGCACGGCUAUUGGGAUACAGCAACCACGCCGAAUACCGAUUGGAAGAUAAGAUGGAGAAAUCGCCACAGAAGAUCAACGAUUUCCUCGAAGACGUGCGAUUGAAGCUGGUGCCCAAAGGCCGAGUUGCGAUCGAGCGAUUGAAGCAGCUCAAAACGGAAGGACUGACAGCUCGAGGGGAGGGAAACGAUGGCAAGUUCUAUCUCUGGGAUCAAUCCUACUACUCCCGCAUCCUCGUGCAAAGGGAUUACGCAGUAGAUCAUGAGAAGUUGGCGGAGUACUUUCCUCUGGAUUGGGUGAUUGAGCGGAUGCUGGAGAUCUUUGCGGAGUUGAUGGGGAUGGCUUUUCAUCAGAUACCCACUGGCAGAGGAUCGGAGAAUGAGGAGCUUGUUUGGCAUGGGGAUGUACGAAUGUUCGCUGUGUACGACGACUUUGAAGAGGGAGAGGUACAUAAAGACUUUCUGGGUUACCUCUACAUGGACGUCCAUCCACGCGCGGGCAAACGCCCAGGACUCUGCGAUUUGAGCAUCCACCCCGGCUACAUCAAUCCCAGCACAAGUACCCGCACGCACCACCCCAGCACCUGCCUCAUAACCAACUUCCCCAAAUCGCCGACCUCCAAACCAACCCUUCUAACGCACUCCGACCUCUGGCAACUCUUCCACGAACUCGGCCACGGAAUCCACGACCUCGUCUCCAAAACCCGCUUCGCCUGCUUCCACGGCCCCGAGACGGCCCAAGACUUCUGCGAGGCGCCGAGUCAGAUGCUGGAGAAGUUCUGCUGGACGAGGGAAGUCCUGCAGGUCUUGGGGAGGUAUUGGGGUAGUCUCUCCGACGAACAUCGCCAGGCGUGGCAGGGGGAACAUCCCGGCGAGGACAUACCCAGCGAGACGAUCCCAGCAGAUCUCAUCGAAGGCUUACUUCAAUCACAAACCGCCAACCGCGCGCUCUUCUGGCUACAAUCCCUCCACAUCGCCAUCUUCGACAUGACCAUCCACCAACCGAAAAGUCACGAACAAGCUCGAAACAUCAACACCACCAAACUCUGGAACGCCCUCAAGUCCGCCAUCCUCGGCAUCGACGCCCCCGAAGGCGACGAAGGGGGCCACGGGCAGGCGAUUUUCGGACAUCUGUUCAGUGGGUAUGAUGCGGGGUUUUAUUCUUGUUUGUCUUCGCAAGUCUACGCCUGCGAUAUGUUCGCCUCGAAGUUCUCGGCCGAUCCUCUGAAGCGAGAGGAGGGAAUGCGUUGGAGGAGGGAGGUGCUUGAGAAAGGUGGGAGUAGGGAUGAGAUGGAGGGGAUGAGAGUGUUUCUUGGGCGGGAGGUGGGAAGUGAGGCUUUUGGGGCGUGGUUGGGGGUUUGA